Molecule: messenger RNA, 908 nt
Organism: Gracilinanus agilis (Agile Gracile Mouse Opossum)
Lineage: Eukaryota; Metazoa; Chordata; Mammalia; Didelphimorphia; Didelphidae
Product: malignant T-cell-amplified sequence 1
Exons: 1
Coding region: 258-803 (181 amino acids)
Biological process (GO): formation of translation preinitiation complex
Molecular function (GO): RNA binding
Source: RefSeq, a predicted model, not a curated record
UGCUGAGGCGGUAGCUGCAGACUGGCUGGUGGGGAAGGCAAUCGGAGACUCAGACCUGACUCUAGGCACCUAACGCCAUUUCAAGGAAGCCGCUAUCGUUCGUGGACCUUCUCACUGUGAGUAAUUUGUCGAGGUCCCCGCGUGCCUCGGCCCCGGAACCUGCCGCGCUCGCCUCCCUCCCUCCUCGCUCCCGGCAGGCCUGGCCCGGCCGCGCCUCCCGCUCCUCCGGCUCCUCACCCGCCGGCCCGCGCGCGACCAUGUUUAAGAAAUUUGACGAGAAAGAAAACGUGUCCAACUGCAUCCAGCUGAAGACGUCCGUCAUCAAGGGUAUUAAGAACCAGCUGCUGGACCAGUUUCCGGGCAUCGAGCCGUGGCUCAACCAGAUCAUGCCCAAAAAGGACCCGGUGAAGAUCGUGCGCUGCCACGAGCACAUCGAGAUCCUGACUGUGAACGGGGAGCUGCUGUUCUUCCGGCAAAGGGAGGGCCCCUUCUACCCCACGCUGCGGCUGCUGCACAAGUACCCCUUCAUCCUGCCGCACCAGCGCGUGGACAAGGGCGCCAUUAAGUUCGUGCUCAGUGGCGCCAAUAUCAUGUGCCCCGGCCUGACCUCCCCAGGCGCCCAGCUUUACCCAGCCGCAGCCGACACUGUGGUGGCCAUUAUGGCCGAGGGCAAGCAGCAUGCGCUCUGCGUGGGCGUCAUGAAGAUGGCGGCCCAAGACAUCGAGAGGGUCAACAAAGGCAUCGGCAUCGAAAACAUUCACUACCUAAACGACGGCCUGUGGCACAUGAAGACAUACAAGUGAGCCCCUGGGGCCUCCCCAUGACUUAAGGAAUGACUUUUGUUUUAUGUCUUUGUUGAAUAAAUUCCAUGGUUACAAAAUUAAUAAAGAAGAUCUGUUUAUACAGUA